Aspergillus versicolor CBS 583.65 is the source of this 987-nucleotide messenger RNA. RefSeq lists its product as uncharacterized. NCBI's taxonomy places the organism in Eukaryota, Fungi, Ascomycota, Eurotiomycetes, Eurotiales, Aspergillaceae. The transcript is spliced from 4 exons. The record is from RefSeq and is a predicted model, not a curated record. The coding region runs from base 1 to 987 and encodes 328 amino acids.
AUGGCUUCCAAGUAUGUGGUUGAACCCCCGCCGGGCGAGACGCGGUUUUCAGGAGAGUCCAUCCAGGCCAAUAUGGCAGCGUGCGCCAUCACGACAGCCCUGAUCGCCCUGGCUGUCGUUGCCCUCCGCCUGUACACUCGCUUCUUCCUCACAGAGGCCAAGUUCCAGCUCGAUGAUGCAUUCGUCUGCUGCGCGGCAAUAUGCUCCAUCAUUCUGAUUCCGGUCUCGUACGAGAUCAUGGCCACCGGUGUCGGACUGCACCUAUGGGACGUAACCAUGGAGCAGUACUAUCCAGGGCUCAACGUCUGGACCCUCGUCGCCACGCUCGUCUACGCCUGGGCCGUGAUCCUCUCGAAACUCUCCAUCCUGGCCUUCUAUCUUCGUCUCUCCCCCCAGCGCUGGUUCCGUGUGAUCACCUUUUCGCUCAUGGGUGCGGCUACCUGCUAUGUGAUGAUCUACACCUUCAUGUUCAUCUUCCGCUGUGAUCCCAUCGAGAAGGGCUGGUACAAUUUAAUAGAUGGCCGCUGCAUGGACACCCAGACCAUCAUGACGGUGCUCAGUGUGUUGAACAUUGUCAUGGAUGUCAUGACGCUGUUACUCCCUAUCCCAGUCAUCAUGAAGCUCAACAUGCGACUCGCCCAGCGCAUAUCCAUCAUCCUGAUCAUGUCUUCGGGUGUCUUUGUGUGCGCCAUCGCCAUCCAGCGUACCGUCCAGAUGCUUGGGGCUCUCACGUCCGCUGACUAUACGUGGGAUAUCACCGAGCAGUUCUACUGGUCGUACCUGGAGGUCAACGCCGGCAUCCUGUGUGCUUCAGUGCCAGCUCUGAAGCCGUUCGCUAAGCGGCACUUGGCCACAGUGUUUGGAGGCUCUUCGCAGCGAUAUGGGGCCAGGAAUGCGCCGUCCAGCGGGCCUGAAGGCACAGAGCAGGAUACAGAUGCCAUCAUGAUGCGGUUGACUCCAAAGCGCUCCAGCUAUACGCGGUUUUAG